Nelumbo nucifera (sacred lotus) is the source of this 2318-nucleotide messenger RNA. RefSeq names its product wall-associated receptor kinase 2-like. Gene Ontology annotation, molecular function: protein serine/threonine kinase activity; polysaccharide binding; ATP binding. The record is from RefSeq and is a predicted model, not a curated record. NCBI's taxonomy places the organism in Eukaryota, Viridiplantae, Streptophyta, Magnoliopsida, Proteales, Nelumbonaceae. Gene Ontology annotation, biological process: protein phosphorylation; cell surface receptor signaling pathway. Gene Ontology annotation, cellular component: plasma membrane.
AUGAUGCCUCGCUGCCAAGACAAAUGCGGGAAUGUUAGUAUCCCAUACCCAUUUGGCCUAGUUGGAGAUGCGCCAUCUUGUUACAGAGAUGAAUUUAAGUUAUUUUGCAACACCGCCGUUGAUCCUCCUCAACUGUUGUUGUAUGAUCGUGAUUAUUGGACGGUUCGCGAUCAGAUCGUUUUGAACAUAUCACUACAAGGACAACUAACGUUCUCCAUGUUGGCUGCUGUAAUGUGUUACACUGUGGAGAAUAAAAGCCCAGAGUCAAAAACUUUUACCAAUUUGCCAAGUGCAUACAGAUUCUCCCACACCAGAAACAAAUUCACGGCCAUUGGAUGUAACACGGUUGGCAUCAUUUCUGACCACACUGCCCAGGAAUUCCACAUCGGUUGCAUUUCAUUUUGCCCUUAUCGUAUGAACGUGAUGGAUUCGUCUUGCGAUGGCAUUGGUUGUUGCCAGAGCAAGAUACCAAAGGAUCUUGGUACACUCAAUUUGACACUUGAAAACUAUAUCAAAGAUAACGGCUCAGCCUACACUUGGAAUAUCAGCAGAUGUAACUUUGGCUUUCUGUCUGACGAAGAUUGGUUCUCUUCAAAUGCGUCCUCUCUAUGGAAUUCAAGAAGCAAAGUAGAAGACCUUGUAGACGUUGGGUUCAGAACUCCAGUAGUACUGGAUUGGGCAAUUCGGGAUAAGACUUGCAACGAAGCACAGAGAGAGAAGAAUAAUUAUACCUGCGGGAAGAACGCCUAUUGCUCCAAUUCCAGCAAUGGCCCUGGAUAUCUUUGCCACUGUAAGAAAGGUUACCAAGGGAAUCCUUAUCUCCCCAAUGGAUGCCAAGAUAUUGACGAGUGCGAGGUUCAGAAUCCUUGCCGAGAGAUUCAGAUUUGCGUUAAUACCAUUGGGAGUUUCAAUUGUACUUGCCCACCUGGCACUCAUGGCAUAGAUGAAAAUGAAGAGAUGCAUUGCGUAUCCUCAUCACAUAAAAAAUUUCCGGUUGUGGAAAUAGCUUCCGGAAUUGCAACAGCAAUAGCUCUAGCAGUUUUGAUUCCUAUCGGUUUUCAGGGGCAUUCCCUUAUUCAGAAAAGAAAGCAAACUAAACUAAGGCAGAAGUUCUUCAAGCAAAACGGUGGCCUAUUACUACAGCAGAAAUUUUCAACGCAUGAAGGCAAUCUUGAUAGAACUAAAAUCUUUGUUAUAGAAGAACUAGAAAGGGCAACAGAUAACUUCAGUGAGAGCCGAAUUCUCGGUAAGGGUGGAUUUGGUACAGUUUACAAAGGAAUGCUAUCAGAUGGAAAAAUAGUGGCCGUUAAGAAGUCCAAAAUAGUCGAUGAAAACCAAGUUGAUCAAUUCAUUAAUGAAGUUAUCAUUCUUGCACAGAUCAACCAUAGAAACAUUGUAAGCUUGUUUGGCUGUUGUCUGGAAACUCAAGUUCCCCUCCUGGUUUAUGAAUUUGUUUCAAAUGGAACCCUAUCUCACCAUCUCCAUGAUGAUGGAUAUGUUUCAUCACUUUCUUGGAAAACUCGCCUCAGGAUCGCCAUUCAAGUUGCAGAAGCCCUUGCCUAUUUGCACUUUGCAGCUUCCAUCCCAAUAUUUCAUAGAGACAUCAAACCAAGCAACAUUCUGUUGGAUGAAAACUACAAUGCCAAGGUUGCAGAUUUUGGUAUUUCAAGGUCAAUACCUGUUGACAAAACUCAUCUGACAACUGUUGUGCAGGGGACUUUCGGCUAUUUGGAUCCAGAAUACUUUCAUUCCGGCCAAUUUACAGAUAAGAGUGACGUCUAUAGUUUUGGAGUAAUUCUUGUGGAGCUAUUAACAGGAAAAAGGGUUAUGUCUUCUACUAGACCUGAAGAAGAGAAAAGCAUAGUUAUGCAUUUCAUAUCAUCGACUAAGGGUAAUAACCUUUUUGAUAUAUUAGAGACUCGAGUGGUGAAUGAAGGAGAGAAAGAAAAACUUCUCACAGUUGCUAAGAUUGCAAAACAAUGCCUCAAGUUAAAUGGGAAGAAGAGGCCAACCAUGAAAGAAGUUGCCGCUAGCCUUGAAGGAUUGAGAAGGUUUGAAGAUCAUCCACAAGCCCAAUCUACAUUGCACGAGGAGAGGUGGUUAGCAGAUCAACAUUUAUUCCAAUACAAUAAUAAUGAAACAGAGAAACAUAUCGACUUUGGCAGUAUUAGUUCGAUAACUAGUACUAACCAUGAUGAUUCAUGCCCUUUCUUGCCUUCCACAAGUAUGGAAUCUUGGAGUACGUAGAACGUAUGGUGGUUAAUUUUUACUUAUAUAUUCUGGUACUGUGUAGUUGAUUGGAUGGGUUUUAAACUUAA